Messenger RNA from Dromaius novaehollandiae (emu), 3462 nucleotides. It is a transcript of the gene JOSD1, whose product is annotated as Josephin domain containing 1. The transcript is spliced from 6 exons. Bases 406 to 1053 code for a protein of 215 amino acids. Gene Ontology annotation, biological process: protein deubiquitination. The record is from RefSeq and is a predicted model, not a curated record. Gene Ontology annotation, molecular function: cysteine-type deubiquitinase activity. Lineage: Eukaryota; Metazoa; Chordata; Aves; Casuariiformes; Dromaiidae.
GCGGGGGGUGGGGGGGGGGAGAAGGAGGAGGGGGUGCAAGAGUGGAGCGAGCGGUGUGCGGCUGCGCAUGCGCGGGCGCCCGGGCGGCCGUUGGUGUGGGGAGGCCGGGGCUGAGGAAGUACAGGGUGACUUGUGAAGAAUUGUCUUCCCUGGAGCCUGGACCUGUUUUUUUCUGUGGCCUAGCAAGAGGCAGUUUCCUUUCCCAAGCUGCGGGCAUCUUGUUGUCUGGAUUCAGUCAUUCCCAGAGGAAUGGAGGAAUGCAAUUGAUAAAUCCUUAAGGCCACUGUGCUCCUGCAGGCAGCAUCAGAAGCUGGCUUCACCUUCUCCACUUUGGCACUGUGGGGGUGGGCCUCUUUUUGUAACCUGCUCUGGAUACCUUUUUAGUGGCAUUAUAGACCAAAGGAGAUGGAAGAAAAGGAACGAUGCGACAAAUUCCAGCUGAAAAUGAGUUGCGUGCCAUGGAAAGGUGACAAGACUAAAUCAGAAUCACCAGAACCACCCCAGCUACCACCACUACGUAUUUACCAUGAGAAACAACGUAGGGAGCUGUGUGCCCUCCAUGCCCUCAACAAUGUCUUCCAGGACAGCAACGCCUUCACUAGGGAAACCCUGCAGGAGAUUUUUCAGAGGCUGUCUCCCAACACCAUGGUGACACCACACAAGAAGAGCAUGCUGGGAAAUGGCAACUAUGACGUGAACGUAAUCAUGGCAGCGCUUCAGACCAAAGGCUAUGAAGCGGUUUGGUGGGACAAGCGCAGAGAUGUUAAUGUCAUUGCCCUGUCUAACGUGAUGGGCUUCAUCAUGAAUCUGCCCUCCAGCCUUUGCUGGGGUCCCUUGAAGCUCCCCCUCAAGCGACAGCACUGGAUCUGUGUCCGGGAGGUGGGAGGCACCUACUACAACCUCGACUCCAAACUCAAGGUGCCCGAGUGGAUUGGAGGUGAAAGUGAGCUCAGGAAAUUUUUGAAACACCAGCUGAGAGGAAAGAACUGUGAACUUCUGCUGGUGGUGCCAGAGGAGGUGGAAGCACAUCAGAGCUGGAGAGCUGACGUGUGACCUGGACCAACUCUGUCCUCUCACUACAGCUCUUCCCCCUUACCAGACUCCUGACAUCCUGUAACCUGGAUAAUGGGUGCCCCCAGUCUUCUCUUCUGGAACUGGCUUUUGUUGGGCUCUUUUCUUUCUUCUUGGUGCAAUAGGGCAGUGACAUAGGAUAUUGGGGGAGGUGGGGGGGAGGGAAGAAUUAAAGGCAGAAUGGAGGAAACUGGAAGCCAAUCACUUUAAUUGCAGAGGCAAAUGAGCUGCGUGCUCUUAAGCUAACUACAAUGCAGCAUGCUCCUCAAAACUGGGCUUUGAGGCAAAGGUGUCUGGAACUUGCUGGUCUCCCCUUCCCCAUGCCUUUCAAGGCUGCGUGUGGUUGGACGCUGCUCCCUCCGGAGCUCACAUGAGCUGCUCUGGCUGGAAUGUGUCUAGGGGAGGAGCAGGGCCAAGCACCCUGCCUUGUCUUCACAAGUCUCUCCCUCCAAAACUGUAGUUGUGAAGACAUUUGCAAUUUGUAAGGGUCUCUCAGGACAUUCUCAAACACUAGGAAUAGUACGGUGCUCAGCACAACCCUCUGCUUCUUUGGGAUGGUUUGUGCCAGGAAUUUGAAGACAGUAACAAAAACAGUGUCAUCUUUCAAGAAAUUCUUUGGGUAGCUGGAGGAUUCUUCCAGAAUGUCUCCAGGGAUUUAUGUACGUAACUGAGUGGUUGUUUGGCAAUAUGUGGCUGGUGAAUGCAAUGUGGAAACAGUAAGCACAGGCUAAUUGAGGAAUAUCAAGUUUCUAAAGUGAGAGAGGCUGUAGUCUGUUUGGGCUUCUUUGUGCAGUGUUGGGUGUUUUCUUUUUAACAUCUGAUGCUAUUUUGGUUUUCUGCAUGGUCACCCGAUAGUUUAGGGGUUGCUUGGAGAGAGGAAUAAAACGGGGUGGGAUUUAAGAGGAAAUCAUUCCCUUCUAUUCCCCUCUUGCCAGAAAUCUAGCCCACAGUUGCUAAUGUCACACAAAACAUUCCAAAAGGAAGCCCUUCUGCUAAUGGGCUAAAGUUCUGAAGAAAAAUCAGCUGAGGAUGGAAGCCUUUAUAAUGGGCAAUUUCUCCCUUUUUAUAGUUACUAGCGGCUAAUGUCAGAGAUGCACAGGGUCCAACCUGAAUCUUCAGGUGUUAGAGACACUCUGGCAUGGUAGCUGAACCAAGUUCUUAGUGUUGACUGACAAACAUUCCAUUAAUGGCUGAAUCACUUUUUCCUCCUUCCUGCAGGGAAAAGUGACUAGACAGGGAGACUGCAACAGGAAUCUCCAUUGGUUGUUUCCCUGUAACCUGGGUAUCUUUAGUUCAGUUAUUCCUUCCACAGCAGAAUGAGGAAAUGCUGAAGUUAGAAUGGAAUUCAUGUGUUUAGUGCUUCCUGGCUGUUUGUUCCCUCCCUUACAUAUCUGAUGUCUUCUCUUUUAUAUGGUAAUAUCUGAAAAGUGAUGGAGCUGAAGGAUCCUGCUCCAGUGUGUGUGAAACUCUCAUUACUGAUCUUUGAGCUAUUGAAAGGAGGGUGGUGGGCUUUAACUACUUUUUCUCAGUUAUCUUGAAAGCUCAGCAAAGUGUGAACAGGUGUUUGAAGCUGAAUGAGAGACCACCAAAAUCAGACCCUAACAGAAAACAGGCCAUGUGACAAAGGGACAGUGAUGGUGUAUGCUGACUUCUGGGCAUCCUGCAAGCACCAUUUUGCACUCUUUCGAGCACAACCUCCAGAAGACAAGGGCAAAUGGCUCUUAGGUUUUUAAAACCUAACGUUUCUAUAAAAAGUCCUAUUUCUUAACACAUUCCAAUGACCAAUACCAGCUGGCAAAAUUUUUAAACACUCUACAAGCAGAAUGCAAAGUCUGUAGGCAUUCUGCUCAUGACUUGAAGCCAUUUCUUCAAGAGGGGAAGGAGAAAAAUGAAUCUCAACAGCAACAUUUUUCUAUGUUGAUUAAAAGCGCACUUUGGAGAAACCCUGUUUGCAUGAAAACUGCAAGCCAAUGGAUCAGUGCACAAUAUGCAAAUAUGUUUUAAAAUAUUUUGGGGCUACUUUCCUCUCCUUGUAUGUCAGCACCUUUCCUGCAGGGAGAAAAUAACUGUGAUCCAGCUGCUCAGGUAAAGGGAAACUGUAUGAUCACAUCCUGCUGGGAAGCAAGGCUGCAGUGACAGAGGGGGUGGGCAAAACAGUCCAGUCCCACUGCUUGGGAGUGGGGAAGCCCAUGUUUGUUUUCUUGCUUGUUUGGUUUUGUUAGAGCCUUGUCUGGGUUUGUUUACAGAGAUGUAUUUUGUUUAACCAAAUAUUAAAAAUGGAAAAAAGUUUCCAUAUAAAUGUCCUAUCACUUCUGUAUGUUCAACUGAAUUGUCCUGUAACAAAGUAUGUAAAGGAAAAAUAAAUUUUUUUCUUUGGUUAUAAAACUGAAA